AUGGUUAAGUUUUUACUAGAGAACGGUGCAGAUCCUAAUAAGAAGGAUAAUGCUAAAACUGUUCCUAUAAUUGAAGCAGCCAAAAACGGAAACUAUGAAAUUGCCGAGCUUUUGGUAAACAAAGGAGCAAAUAUUGAUUACUUUGUUACCAAUAUGAAAACUGCUUUAAAUAUGGCAUUGAUGCAGAGACAUGAAGAUGUUGCCAGAUUAUUCGUUGAGCAUGGUGCAGAUGUAAAUUUGGCUAUUUCAAAUGGAGAAACACCAUUGAUGACAGCUAUUGCCAGAAAAUACUAUGAUAUUGCCGAAGAAAUGCUAAAAAGAGGUGCAAAUAUCGAAGCAAAGGAUAAAGAUGGCGAUAAUGCAUUAGCUUUCUGCACCCUAAACAACGAUGAGGAAGGAUUAACUUUCUUGAUCAAACAUGGUGCAAAUGUCAAUGCCAAAGUCAGCAAUGGAGAUACUCCAUUAUUAAUAGCCUACAAGAAAGGUUUUGGCAGAAUUGCAGGUUUACUUCUUAUGAAUGAUACUGAUAUAGAUAUUGAAAAUGAUCAAGGUCACUCAAUCAUUCUAUAUCAACUCUAUAUGAAGAAAAAGCUUCCAGCUACUUGGAAGAAAUUCUCUAAAGAACUUGACUCAUUAAGGAGCCAAGAUUCUGAUGACGAUGAUGAUGAUGAUGAAGAGGAUGACUCUGAUGACGAAUAA
This is a messenger RNA of Trichomonas vaginalis G3, 699 nucleotides long. RefSeq names its product ATP binding. The record is from RefSeq and is a predicted model, not a curated record. Lineage: Eukaryota; Parabasalia; Trichomonadida; Trichomonadidae. Gene Ontology annotation, molecular function: protein binding. The transcript has a single exon. The coding region runs from base 1 to 699 and encodes 232 amino acids.